CUCGUUUCACUGGCUUUAGUAUCACACACAUGGGUCUACUGGUCUCUACGCAAGGCAAAAUUAAACAAGCCCGUAUCCUGAUUCUUGGCUUGGAUGCAGCAGGAAAAUCAACUGUGCUGUACAAGUUCAAGUUUAAAGAUUCUUUUUCAACAACCCCUACAGUAGGUUUCAACGUGGAGAUGAUCCACAGCGAGAGACAUUUGCAACUAACCAUGUGGGAUGUUGGAGGACAGCAGAAAAUGAGAGCUUUCUGGUGCCACUACUUUGAGAACACAGAUGGACUUGUGUAUGUUGUGGACAGCAAUGACAAGCAACAUAUGGAUGAAUCAAAGAAAGAAUUUCAAUCCAUCCUUCAGCACGAGUUAAUAAAAAACGUUCCAGUGGUUGUAUUGGCGAACAAGCAGGACUUGCCAGGUGCACUGAAUGCUGAAGAGAUAACUCGGAAAUUUAAUAUGAAGAAGCAUUGUUCUGAUAGAGACUGGUAUGUGCAGCCAUGCUGUGCCAUCACAGGUCAAGGGCUGGCAGAAGGACUUAACAAAGUGACAGAAUUUGUCAAAAACUGCAUGAAGUCCAAAGAAGAAAACCUAGUGCUUUCCAAACAGAAUGUAAGACUCAAAAUGUCCCGUAAAAUGUGAAUCUGGACAAUGAACAGACUCCUGAACAUAUAUAUCAACCAACAAACAGAUACAGAGCACUUUCAAUGUAAUUAUGACAAAAUUCCAAUAUCGUUGUUUUUUUUUGUUUAAACAAUACUACGAAGUACGAUAGAACAUGUCAAUUGUGUUGAGCGAUGUUCACUGAUAAUUUGUCCAUGGUUUGCAAAUACAAUACUGUGAAAAUGCUGCAAUAUAUAUCACUCCUGUAGUGAAUGCAAGGGUAUAUGCUGUUAAUAUAAUUUAUUUUGCAGAGAGAAACUUAUACAACACUGCAGAGGAUGUUGGCAAAUUUGUUAAUAGUGGUAAAAAUAAUCUUUGUUGCCAUUAUGCAAGGUUAGUUGAAUAUUUUAGUCAUCUGAUUUACCUGUCUUCCAACUAGUAUCAGUUUAUUAAAUAGCUACUUAUGACGAAGAAUAAAUAUUGUACUGUGUACACCCUUAUACCUGUCACGUUAUACCAUUAUAGAUUGACAAAAUAGCAGACAAUAAUAAUCUGCAGGAACGUGAGUUUGAUUUUUGUGUGGUUUUCUCCACUUUAUUUUAUUUCA
This is a messenger RNA of Pelobates fuscus (common spadefoot toad), 1203 nucleotides long. RefSeq names its product ADP ribosylation factor like GTPase 14 (gene ARL14). Gene Ontology annotation, biological process: vesicle-mediated transport; intracellular protein transport. Bases 30 to 635 code for a protein of 201 amino acids. Lineage: Eukaryota; Metazoa; Chordata; Amphibia; Anura; Pelobatidae. Gene Ontology annotation, cellular component: plasma membrane; cytoplasm. The record is from RefSeq and is a predicted model, not a curated record. The transcript has a single exon. Gene Ontology annotation, molecular function: GTP binding; GTPase activity.